Fimicolochytrium jonesii is the source of this 1377-nucleotide messenger RNA. RefSeq names its product nucleophile aminohydrolase. The transcript is spliced from 8 exons. The coding region runs from base 360 to 1103 and encodes 247 amino acids. NCBI's taxonomy places the organism in Eukaryota, Fungi, Chytridiomycota, Chytridiomycetes, Spizellomycetales, Powellomycetaceae. Gene Ontology annotation, biological process: ubiquitin-dependent protein catabolic process. The record is from RefSeq and is a predicted model, not a curated record. Gene Ontology annotation, cellular component: nucleus; cytosol; proteasome core complex, alpha-subunit complex.
CUGAGGGAUCUGAUUGGCUACCUUGACUGGUUGAUGGAGCGGCAACUUGUCCCACUCAGAUACGUAUCCCUAACUGGUUAGGGUUACGGCCACCCUAACCCACAUACAGUACGACCGGUUAGGGUUACAGCGUCCCCCUGGCAUGACACGUAAUUUGUUGCUUGCCAGUGCUGUCUAUCAGAGCUCCCAAAACCCGCAUCACCGCAGUCCUUUCCUGCUGAAUCAUCGUCUUGCUCCUUCUCGGCAUCCGGGACAUCAAGUCAGCCUGAAAAGACCUGCGUCUUCUCUCGCAAAUAACAACGCUAUACCUCUAAACGGAGGGUCUCUACUUUCGAAAUCACCGGUAGUACAGAAACACCAUGAGCCGAGGAUCGAGCUCCGCCUACGAUAGGCAUAUCACUGUCUUCUCCCCUGAGGGACGACUAUACCAAGUCGAAUACGCGUUUAAGGCCAUUUCCAAUGCUGGGGUCACUUCAAUCGGUGUGAGAGGGAAGGACUGCGCCGUUGUGGUAACGCAGAAGAAGGUUCCGGACAAGCUCUUCGACCCUUCCACAAUUACCCGUGUGUUUCAAAUCACCCCUAAGAUCGGAUGUGUGAUGACUGGACUAUUACCCGACGCGCGAAACCAAGUUUCUCGCGCCCGGAUGGAAGCUGCCGAAUGGCGGUACAAAUUCGGAUACGAGAUCCCAGCGGACAUGCUGGCGAAGCGCAUGGCCAACAUCAACCAGGUGUACACGCAGCACGCCGCCAUGAGGCCUCUCGGCGUUUCAAUGAUCCUCAUCGGCUUCGACGACGAACGGGGCCCGCAACUCUUCAAAUGCGAUCCCGCAGGCUACUUUGUCGGGUACUACGCCACCAGCGCAGGCUCCAAGCACCAAGAGGCGCUGAACCACCUUGAAAAGAAGCUCAAGAAGCGGCCGGAGCUUAAUGAGGAGGAUACCGUCGAGCUGGCAAUCAACACCCUCUCCAACGUCCUCUCCCUUGACCUCAAACCCGCCGACCUCGAAAUUGGGAUCGUCACAGCAGCCAACCCGCGUUUUGUCCAGCUGACCACCGAGCAGAUUGAUGAGCAUCUUACGCGGAUUGUUGAGAAGGCCGAUUAGGUGGGAUUGGGAGGGUCUGCGUGCGGGGUUGCGUUGGGAGAGGGGAAAAGGAUUUGAGGGGUGGAGGAUACGGCAGAAGGAAGUAGGACGACGGAGGAAUACUGCAGCUCUGAGGAAUACGCAGGAAGGAACGAGCUUUUCUCCCCGUGGUAUGCGGUGGUAAGGGUCAUCCCCGGCGCAUUCCCCGCCCUUGCCCACCCGCCCGCCUCGCCCGCAGAUGUACAGCAAAAUAUAUACUUUACGCUUCUACGUCUUUGAAGAAACUCGUACGGAC